Molecule: messenger RNA, 3034 nt
Organism: Columba livia (rock pigeon)
Lineage: Eukaryota; Metazoa; Chordata; Aves; Columbiformes; Columbidae
Gene: YIPF6
Product: Yip1 domain family member 6
Exons: 7
Coding region: 177-878 (233 amino acids)
Biological process (GO): endoplasmic reticulum to Golgi vesicle-mediated transport
Cellular component (GO): trans-Golgi network; membrane
Source: RefSeq, a predicted model, not a curated record
GGGGUCCCGGAGCGGCCCCGGGCGGCGCGCGGCGAGACCGCCCCCUGCCGGCGGGGCGGGGGCGCAGCGGCCCCGCCCGCGUUGCCAUGGACGCCCCUGGCGGCGCGUGACGCUGCGGGGUUCGCCGCGCGCGGUGAUGACGUCGCCGCGGCCUCCACGUCGCCUGGCCGGCCAAGAUGGCGGCGGCGGACGGGAGCGGGGCGGGCGGCGCCGCGGGGCCGCUGUUUGCAGGUCUGGCGGAUGUGUCGAUAUCUGAAGACAUUCCCGUGGAGGGGGAGAUCACGGUUCCCGUGGGAUCGCACUCUCCCGAAGAUGAUUUCUCCACACUGGAUGAGCCCGUUAAGGACACUAUUAUGAGAGAUCUGAAGGCUGUUGGGAAGAAGUUUGUCCAUGUCAUGUACCCGAAGAAGAGCAGCGCGCUCCUCAGAGACUGGGAUCUCUGGGGCCCUUUGGUGCUUUGUGUCUCCCUUGCACUGAUGCUGCAGGGGGGCGCAGCAGACAGCAAAGACGACGGAGGGCCCCAGUUUGCCGAGGUCUUUGUCAUCAUCUGGUUUGGUGCCGUGGUCAUCACACUGAACUCAAAGCUUCUCGGAGGAACUAUCUCGUUCUUCCAGAGCCUGUGCGUGCUGGGUUACUGCGUGCUGCCCCUGACCGUGGCCAUGCUGGUGUGCAGGCUGGUGCUGCUGGCCGGCAACGGCACCGUCAGCUUCAUCAUCCGGCUCAUCGUCGUCGUCGCUAUGUUCGCCUGGUCAACGUUAGCAUCCACAGCGUUCCUGGCAGACAGUCAGCCCCCGAACCGCAAAGCCCUGGUCGUGUACCCCAUCUUCCUCUUCUACUUCGUCAUCAGCUGGAUGAUCCUCACCUUCACACCCCAGUGAUCUCCCAGCCCGAGAGAAGAGACUCUGAUACGGACUGGGGUUUUUUCAUGAACGCAGCAGUUAAUCAUUGGCUUUAUCUCUUUCUAAUUUAUAUAUAUAUAGAUAUUGUAAAAAGGCAGGUUAUGGGAUAAAGCCAGAGAACUGCAAAAAUUGGUCGUUUGUGUCCCUCUCUUUGAAAGAUACAGAAGUGCAGCUGCUGAGGGUUUUUUCUUUAGCCCUGCUCUUUAGUUGCGUUAAAUUAAAAGAUGUCCACCGUGACGGGGAUUAUUCUGCCUGAGGAACAGAGUGGGAGAUCCUGAAAUUCCAAGACGUUGGGUAGAUGAAGAUGAAGUCGCAGGAUCGCACGGCACGGUGGAAUUCUCGCUUGUGCUCGGAUUCUCACUGAAGAUGAAGAUGCCUUAUGAAAUAAUAGAACUUCGUUGCUGUUAUCUGUUGGGUAGGGAAGAAACGUGUGCGUGUCGUUUUUCAUUGACCUACAGAGUGGUGGAAUGCAGAUAAAGUGCAUCACAGGACUGUGAGCUUUCACUUUGAAACUGCAUUUCAGCAGAAAAUGAGUUGGGUCCAGUUUGCGGUGGACUGGGGCCGGGCAGAAGGGAACCGCCAUUGCUCGAAUUCAUGUACUCUGUGUUUCUGAUUCUUCCCUUCAGGCUUGAAGAAAGAGUCUUUCGGCCAAAUGCCUUCAUCGCCGUAGUUACGCUGAGUAGCCCUUGCAUCGCAUGGGAGGGAGAGUGUUACAAACCUUGCCGUGGGACCACAGGCUAGAGAGGUGAAAGUCCUGGAGAAACGGUCAGAGCUGGUUUGCGAGGGGACUUGGCUGUCAGUGCGUACUGAGAACAGAAAAUUCUCAACAUUCUGAAACGGGUUGGAGGAAGGAAACAAACUGAGGCUGAAGGAGCCGCGCUGGCCUGGAGAGCCGACCGCAGCGGACGCGUGUGCGGUUGGUGUGUCAGUGUAGGGACUGACACCUGGGAGCUGCUUUUUGAAAACUGCACAGAUUGCCCGUGUGGUCCAUGCUGCUCAGUGAGCAGUCCAAGGGGAGAGCUUCGAAACACCUGGGGGCGAAAGUGCUGCUGUUAAAAUGUCACAUUUUCUGAAAAUGAGCAUCGUAUUUUCUUUUUCCUAUAGCAAUGCAAAUAGAUUUGGAAUUGAUGUACGUGGGUCCUGCUGAGGUGUAAAUACGCCUAAUUUAUAUUUAUAUAUGAAAAGUGCAGUGUCUGCUGUAAACACUGUAAGUGUUUGACCGUUGGGAUGGAGGUUUCUUCAAUGUGCAGAUGGGAAGUACCUUUCUGGGUUUCGGGGGGUGCGCAGGGAGGGAAGGACUGGGAGGGGUGCGGCGGCGCUGCAGCCGGGGCUGCUGUGCCAGGGGGAUCCGCCAGGGGGAUCCGCCAGGGGAAUCCGCCAGGGGAAUCCCCCAGCGUCCUGCAAUUAGUACUGAUAGGGAAUGCGAUUUUUCUUUUAAGUGCGUGGUUUUCUGUUCCUAUAAACGUUAACUGAGCUUUUUGAAGCUGAAAAGAAAUAUUCAACAGAAGUAGAGAGUAAAGCUAUUGCUGGCUACAGUGGGAGUGUGAGUUAGGUCUGUCUUUCCCUCUGCAGCAAAAGAAUCUAACUACACUUUUAGAGAAAUCCUCGGAGUUCUAUCUCUAGUGUCUUGGGACUUAAGCUGAUAUUGUAUCUGAGAGAUAAUUGGAGUAACGUUUAAUUGAUCCAGUAUCUUUUUGGAAAGAAGGAAAAUGAUUUUUAAAGGAAUUAAACCCCCGGUUUUCUCCCUGCUUGUUUUGAUUUUGCUGUAAGUCUCUGAUGGUUUCUUCUGUAUCGUCGCUCUUGGCUUCUACAAGAGAGAAGAAAAUUAUUUUUAUAUUAACUAGGUUUACUUUUCAACUGGUCACUCAAGUUUUUAGUUGAGACAUGUUUUUAAUCUGAAAGAAUAGGCAGAAAUAUACUGUUUGUAUGAUGGUGUGAGUGUUUUUGUGUGGUUUUUGACUCGUUGAUCCUCCUUCAGUACGGAGAGCAUCAUCUGGAGCUGUAAAAUCCGCAGGUGGGUUUCUGUCACUGAGGAUGUAACUCGUGCUGAGGUUUUAGCUGGGAGGAUGUGGGUAGGAAACCAGGUUUUCUGAGUUUUUGUGCCUCCAGUUGAAUAAAGUUCCAUGUCUUACGUA